AUUGUGAGUCUGCCUACCAUUUAGUAUCCCUGGAUUUUAUACAAUUUAUAGUUCAGAUCAGCUGAGCUAACYAUGGAAAAUGGAAUUUAUACCGAAAAACGCUGUAGUUAUCAGCCUUCUAAACAUUUAUACCAGAAAGCUGAGUCCGCAGGCCUUGAAAUYACGUCCAAAGAGUUCGCCUCAAUGAUGGAUUCUACGGACGAGUUACGUGACACCAGAAAGGAUUUCUGUUAUCCAAGAAACAAGGACCUCCCAAAUGUUGAUGUUUCACUGGUCGAUGGUGAUCAAGAAUGUGUGUAUUUUUGUGGAAAUUCUUUGGGUUUGAUGCCUAAAAAGUGCAAACAGCUUGCUGAAGAACACUUGGACAAGUGGGCAAAAAUGGGCGUGUAUGGGCAUGAGAAUGGWGAAAGACCAUGGRUAGCUAUUGAAGAGUUUGUUACAGAUGUGUCUGCCAAGAUAGUUGGUGCAAAGCCAAUAGAAGUUGUGGUUAUGAAUACAUUGACAGUAAAUGUCAACUUGAUGAUGGUUCCCUUUUACCGACCCACACCACAAAGACACAAGAUCCUAAUAGAGGGAAAAUGCUUUCCGUCAGACCAUUAUGCCUUUCAGUCUCAAGUCCAAGUACGUGGAUACAAGCCAGAGGAAUCCAUUAUAGAGGUCUUUCCAAGAAAGGGUGAAAUCACACUAAGACUAGAGGAUAUUUUGGAAGUUAUAGAGCAGCAAGGAGACUCCAUAGCACUUGUCAUGUUUUCAGGUGUUCAGUACUUCACUGGCCAAUGUUUUGAUAUGAAAGCCAUUACAGAAGCAGGCCAUAAAAAGGGAUGYUAUGUUGGCUUUGACUUGGCUCAUGCUGCAGGAAAURUUGAGCUUCAUCUUCAUGACUGGAAUGUUGACUUUGCUUGUUGGUGUAGCUACAAGUAUAUCAACUGUGGACCUGGUGCUCUUGGCGGUGUCUUUGUCCAUGAAAAACAUGCUUACAACUUUGAUCUUCCCAGGUUUUCAGGCUGGUGGGGCACUAAAAAGAGCACGCGAUUUGAAAUGGCUCCAAAGUUCGAUGCGAUACCUGGUGCAGAGGGUUUUCAAAUAUCGAACCCUCCGGCUCUCCAAAUGGAAAUUAUGCUUGCUAGUUAUGAAAUAUUUGACAAAGCAACAAUGAAAAAAAUCAGAGCCAAAAGUGAGAUCUUAACAGCCUAUUUAGAAGUUUUGCUUCAACGUCGGUUCCCUAACAUUGCCGACAACCAAGAGGUUUCCAAGCGACCUUCUGUGGAGAUAUUAACUCCUGCUGACCCAAAGGAUCGCGGCUGUCAACUAUCUAUUCGAGUCUCUUGUCACGUUCAAGAUCUGCAUUCUCAAUUGAAAAAGCGCGGAGUUGUGGUUGAUACACGUAAACCCAACGUAAUGCGUGUGGCUCCAGCUCCCUUAUACAACUCCUUUAGGGAUGUUCACGUAUUCGUAGACCUCCUUGAACAGUCCUUACUGGCAGCUCAUGAAGUAUAAGAUUAAUGAUCGAUUAAAGUUAAUCCAGMUUUAAACCCAUAGGUUUUUAAGCGAUAAUCCAGGAUUAGCGUAACGUUAGUGAAUUGGUGAAUUUAAUGGUAAAAUGUUUCAGGGUGAGUUAGGCAUAAUUCAUAUAGCGUAUUUCAUAUGUCUUUUAUAAGAAAACGUACGACUGAAAUAUCCGGGCCGGGUUGCGUCCGAUUAACGUUAAUCCGUAGUUGUUUUUAGAAGGAACCAAGGAUUAGCGCUACCGAGCUUUGAACAAACCGGCUCUGUGCUUUAUGCACUGUGGAACGGUUAGAUUCAACAUUUCUGAAUUACGUGGCGCAACGAGUCGAUAAUACUACAAAGGUUAUUAUUAUUACYAGGUUCUAUUCUUGUUUCGUGUUUAAUAUGUCGAUGAUAAGCAGGAAUAUGCAGGAAUUUAAAACAAUUUUUAACAUGUGGAAUACGACGUGUGAGCCAGGCCUAUACAAUGUACGUUAAUCUGUCUGGCCAUUGUAGCUAGCGCUUURUAUAUGUCUAGUGGUUAUUUAUUCUGUUUCAUUUUUUGGAAAAAGUAAAGGAAAGUUGGGAUAAUAUAAAAYCUGAGAAAGCARCCAGUCAAAUUGAAAUUAUGUUUGAAAAAUACCGGCUUUAGAUAGAAGUAACCGUCUCUUUCUUCAAUAGCACUUGUUUACUUACGAAGAAGAGAUUGAUUGAUUGAUUGWUUUAAUGURCUUUACAAGGAUUCAAUAAUGACAAGAAACUGAAUAAUACACUAAAUAAUAUUUUUAAUGAAAAUAAAGUGUUUUCAAGUAA
Messenger RNA from Exaiptasia diaphana, 2298 nucleotides. RefSeq names its product kynureninase. Lineage: Eukaryota; Metazoa; Cnidaria; Anthozoa; Actiniaria; Aiptasiidae. Bases 73 to 1497 code for a protein of 474 amino acids. Gene Ontology annotation, biological process: NAD+ biosynthetic process. The transcript has 14 exons. The record is from RefSeq and is a predicted model, not a curated record. Gene Ontology annotation, cellular component: cytoplasm. Gene Ontology annotation, molecular function: kynureninase activity; pyridoxal phosphate binding.